UCUCUCUCCCUUGUUCCUCCUGCUUGCUCUCUCUCACACAUACAUAUACUCUCACCUUGCUGUUGCUACUGCAGCUCCAUUUCUUCAUUGUUGCUGUUGUGAUCUACCUCCAGUGACUCCUCUGCUGCUGCUAAUCAAAGCCCCAAGCUUGCCUCCUGCCAUGCCCCUUACUCUCUACUGCUCUCUAACUUUCUCUCUCUGUUUCUCUCUCACCUGGAUCUGGAUGCAUGCAGCUCCCAUGGCCGUCCGCACCUAGCUCCGAUGGUGGCCGCCGUGGAGAAGGCCAGUUGCAGUUCUGGCAACUCCGGUGACCCCAACAUUCACAAGUGACAUGUCCAAACAUGAUGCAAUGGUUUGAAGUUCUUGGGGCCAAUAUGGAGAGAUCAGACAUGUCCUUCUCUGUAAGAACACAAUUGGAUGUUGGCCGUGCAUGUGAAUGGGCCAGUGGCAAUGGCAUCUCAGGCCUCUUGGCGCAGAAGAGUAACGCAUUAAACCCGAGGUUCUGGUGCAUGAUCAGUGAUAUACUCAAGUUCAAGAGUGAUGCUCUCAGGUACUUGGAGGAUCGUAAAAACAAUCCUGAUCUGAACCUGAACGAGACUUUGGGCCAAUUUAUUCAGUCCCACGGAUACUGUCAGCUCUUCCAAGAAGCUUAUCUUAUUCCAAUCUGUUGUUGCAUCUGGCCAUGUCCAUCACAACAAGUUUUGGGCUUCUCCGCUUUCUUUGUGCUAUCAUUUUUCCAUAAGCAUCACAUUCUUCAGUUUUCUCAGUUUGGUCGUGGCGAGCAGCUCACUGUCAAGGGCCAUUCUCAGUCCUAUAUCAACAAGGUAAAAGAGGAAUUGGAAAGCAGGGGCUGUAGAAUUAAAACCAACUGCCAAGUAAAAUGCAUUUCAAGUUUUGACAGAGGUUACAGAGUCUUAGAGGUUGAUGGUUUGGAGGAGAUGUAUGACAGAAUCAUAGUUGAUACCCAUGCAACUGAUGCUCUAAAAUUACUAGGAACAGAAGCAACACAUGAAGAAUUGAGAAUUCUUGGUGCUUUUCGGUAUGCCUAUAGUGAUAUAUACCUUCACUGUGAUGAAAGUUUUAUGCCAUUUAAUUCAUCAGCAUGGAGUGCUUGUAACUUCAUGGGUAACAAAAGCAGAUGUUUCUGUGUUACCUACUGGCUGAAUUUGCUUCAGAACAUUCAAUCUACCCGGACUUUUCUGGUGACAGUGAAUCCCUCUCAUGUUCCCAACCAUGUUUUGCUUAAGUGGAAUACAAGUCAUCUUGUUCCAGCUGUGGCUGCUUCAAAGGCUUCUCUUGACCUUGGUCAGAUCCAGGGCAAGAGAGGUAUAUGGUUCUGCGGGACAUAUCAGGGUUGUGGCUUCCAUGAAGAUGGAUUGAAGGUUGGCAGAGCAGCAGCUCAAAGUUUGCUUGGAAAGAAGAUUGAUCCUAUUGUGAACCCAAAGCAAAUGGUCCUGUCAUGGACAGAGACCGGCGCACGUCUUCUGGUGUCAAGAUUUCUCAACCAGUACAUCUCUGUUGGCAACUUGAUCUUGUUUGAAGAAGGUGGUACAAUGUUUAGUUUCGGUGAAGCUUGUAAGAAAUGCAAUGUUAAAUCUAUCCUGCAAGUACAUGAUCCACUAUUUUAUUGGAAGAUUGCAACAGAAGCAGACCUUGGUUUGGCAGAUGCCUACAUUAACGGGUACUUCUCUUUUACAAAUAAGAGAGAAGGCCUUCUGAAUCUUUUCCUGAUUCUCAUUGCUAACAGAGAUGCACAGAGGAGUUCUAGCAGGAUUUCCUGUACAAGAGGUUGGUGGACACCCUUGCUUCUUACUGCUGGGUUUGCAUCUGCUAAAUAUUUCCUCCGGCACCUCUCAAGGAAGAACACUGUAGCACAAACUCGUCAAAACGUCUCUCAGCAUUAUGAUUUGAGUAAUGAUUUCUUCUCGCUUUUUCUUGAUAAAUCAAUGACCUACUCCUCUGCUAUUUUUAUGGAUGAGGAAGAAAGCUUAGAAGAGGCUCAGCUGCGUAAAGUAAAAGUUCUAAUUGACAAGGCUAAAGUGGAAUGGGAUCAAGACGUUCUUGAGAUUGGUAGUGGUUGGGGCAGUUUGGCUAUUGAAGUGGUGAAGCAAACUGGCUGCAAAUACACAGGAGUUACACAGUCCAUGGAGCAACUUAAAUACGCCCAAAGAAGGGUGAAAGAAGCAGGUUUAGCUGACCAAAUAACUUUUCUGCUGUGUGACUACCGUGAAAUACCAGCUUGCCACAAAUAUGACAGAAUCAUAUGCUGCGAGAUGAUUGAGGAAGUUGGUCAUGAAUACAUGGAUGAAUUCUUUGGCUGCUGUGAGUCCCUCUUGGCCGAAGAUGGAAUAUUUGUUAUACAGUUUAGCUCAAUUCCAGAGGAACGGUAUGACGAGUACCGGAGAAGCUCAGACUUUAUAAAAGAAUACAUUUUCCCUGGGGGUUGCAUUCCUUGUCUGACCCGAAUAACAUCUGCUAUGUCUGCUGCAUCAAGGCUCUGCAUUGAGCACGUUGAGAAUAUUGGGCACCAUUACUACCCAACUCUUGUACGCUGGAGGGACAACUUCAUGGCCAACAAAGACAAAAUUUUGGCCCUGGGCUUUGAUGAGAGGUUCACCCGUACAUGGGAGUACUAUUUCAUGUAUUCUGCUGCUGGUUUCAAGUCCAGGACACUUGGAGUUUACCAGAUUGUAUUCUCUCGUCCUGGGAAUGCCAAGCUGGGAUCUGGCUUCAAAACUCAAAAUUGAGCUUAUGCCCUAGUGCACGAGCCAAGUUAUUUAUCUUUGUGAUUGUGUAAUACUCCCUCUGUUCCUAAAUGUUUGACGCUGUUGA
Molecule: messenger RNA, 2832 nt
Organism: Oryza brachyantha (malo sina)
Lineage: Eukaryota; Viridiplantae; Streptophyta; Magnoliopsida; Poales; Poaceae
Exons: 24
Coding region: 342-2747 (801 amino acids)
Molecular function (GO): methyltransferase activity
Source: RefSeq, a predicted model, not a curated record